Molecule: messenger RNA, 963 nt
Organism: Tarenaya hassleriana
Lineage: Eukaryota; Viridiplantae; Streptophyta; Magnoliopsida; Brassicales; Cleomaceae
Product: chloroplastic group IIB intron splicing facilitator CRS2-A, chloroplastic
Exons: 9
Coding region: 111-845 (244 amino acids)
Molecular function (GO): peptidyl-tRNA hydrolase activity
Source: RefSeq, a predicted model, not a curated record
AAUCCAUUUGUAUGUGAUAAAUAACUGAUAAGCCAGGAAAAAAAAACAAAUCCUUAAACCCUCUCUCUCUCUCUCUCUCUCUCUCUCUCUCUCUCUCGGAAGGUGAGGUGAUGUUUUGUACAACGUUCCCACCAAGUUCAUGUCUUGUUAACCCUAGGAGUCGCAGUUUCGGUAGAACGAAAUCGGGUCUGAGAAAAUUCACAUUGAGUGCUUCUCUGCCGCUUCGCGACGACAAGUCUAAAGUUGAAUACACGCCAUGGCUGAUCGUUGGAUUGGGAAACCCCGGGAAGAAAUACCACGGCACUAGACAUAAUAUUGGUUUCGAGAUGAUCGAUCAUAUAGCUCGAGCUGGGGACAUCUCGAUGAACACAAUACAGUCCAAAGCUUUGCUCGGGAUAGGUGCUAUAGGAGAGGUGCCGAUAUUGCUGGUUAAACCACAGGCAUACAUGAACUUCUGUGGUGAAUCGGUUGGAUCGCUUGCUGCUCAUUAUCAAGUGCCCUUACGCCACAUUCUAAUGAUACACGACGAGAUGAAUUUGCCUAAUGGCGUAUUGAGGCUUCAACCAAAAGGAGGACACAGCCACCAUAAUGGUUUGAAGAAUGUGACAGAACACUUGGAUGAUUGUCGUGCCUUUCCCCGCUUAUCGAUCGGGAUUGGAAACCCACCAGGCGAAAUGGACAUGAAAGCUUUUCUUCUCCAGAAAUUCAGCUCCCGAGAGCGCAAACAGAUUGACGCAGCACUUGAACAGGGCGUAGAAGCGGUGAGGAUGGUAGUGAUCAACGGGUUCGACGGGGCCGUUUCUCGGUUCAAUUUAGGACAGAAGUACAAGUUCCACACUGUCUGAAGAGCUGUUCAUAUUUGUUCAUAACCUUUCUGAGUGAUGUUGGACUCCUCUAGUUUCAGUGAUAACAAUUAAAAAAAAAAGUCUAUAACAUUAAUUUAUACAACAAUAACUUGUCGCA